Messenger RNA from Yamadazyma tenuis ATCC 10573, 1343 nucleotides. The record is from RefSeq and is a predicted model, not a curated record. Lineage: Eukaryota; Fungi; Ascomycota; Pichiomycetes; Serinales; Debaryomycetaceae.
AGCGCAUUUAUUCCUAAGGCACCCCGUUUAUUUUUUACCCUCGCCUCCUGUCAACGUUUAACGAGCAAUUUAGUGACUCUUGCUGUCUGUCACAGUGUCAAAAUAAACGUUUUAGAUUACAGUGUGCAAACCAAAAACGCUUAAUUUGCACCCAUUACACGUUGGACCCCAUAGCUAAUAAGCUUUAAACUUUACCAUAUCCAACAUGGUGAUGCUUUUACAGCAAUUUUAUAAUUAGUAUUUCAGUCACCACAGAGUAUGUUUUAAUGUGGUUUGGGCUGUGUUUGCGCCCAUGGCUUGUUUUGUGGUCCAUAUAUACUCACAAUCACCCGCGUGCUAUCCCACCUUGCGUACCUUCGGAUCAUGUUGGUGUUGAAGCUCUUGUUGUGUAUCACUUUUGUUGUUUCUUACCCCGUAUCUUUGGACUUGAGUCAGUCUUUGGACUUCCAAGUAAUUUCUUCCAACGUCCGAACCGAUACAAAAUGGAGGUUUUGUCAUGAACACAGAUGGAAAGAGCGCAAAGUCCAGUUGAUACAAACACUUCACCACCACGCAACUUCCAAGUUGCCAACCCUUAUUGGGUUGCAAGAAGUGAAACAUAACCAGCUCAUGGAUUUAGAAGAAGGAUUAAACCACUUAACUGAUGGUAAGGACUGGGAUUAUUUUGGAGUAGGUCGUGACAACGGAAAGAAAAAGGGUGAAUAUGCCCCUAUAUUCUACAGAAAAUCACAAUGGGAGUUACUAAACGGCACUACUGAGUGGCUUAGCCCCACGCCUCGUCUUCCCUCCAAGGCAUGGGGUGCAGCCGAUGUACGGAUUGUCACAAUAACCACUUUCAAAAACAAGGAAACAGGCAUAAUCAUUAAUAUGCUCAAUACCCACUUUGACCACAAGAGUCAAUUGGCUCGUGGAAAGUCGUCCAAGUUGAUUCUUGACUGGAUACAUCAAAUUCCUAAUGACCAUGAAACAUUUGUUUCGGGCGAUUUCAACUCCCAAUCCAGUGAUGCUUCCUAUAAAACUCUCAUACAAGACCUUUCUGAUACUCGAAAGGUGAGCCGUGUCAAAGAUACGCAAAUGGCUACAUACACCGGAUUUGAGCCUGAAGAUCCGUCCACUGUGAUUGAUUUUGUGUGGUGUGCCAAGGAUGCUAAUAAGGAGAAUUCGCACACCUCUGUCAACAAAUACAAUGUGUUGGACACGUGGACGGAACGUGGCUAUAGAUACUCAGACCAUCGUCCGGUGGUGGUGGAGUUUUCUGUGAAACCAAGAUGAACUUGAUGAGUGUUUCUUUAUAUAUUUACUCAAUCGUAAAUUUGUUUUUAAUUACUGCAAAAUAUUGAGCG